GAGUUUUUCACUUUGGCCUGCAAACAGGACAAAAUGAUGGGUCUGUCUGACUGCCAUAAGUUCCUACUGGUGCUUCUGCUGGGCUGUUCGGUCCAAGCCAAGAUAAAAAGGCGGACACCUGAAGACUGCAAUCAGAUUAGGAUCCAGAAACCACAUUCACCCAGUGGAGUUUAUGAAAUCCAGCCAACAGGAACCAGUACUCUGAUCAAGGUGUACUGUGAGAUGCGUCAAACGGACGGCUGGAUCGUGAUCCAAAGGCGAAGUGGAGGAGUGGUGUCCUUUGACAGAGGAUGGGCUCAGUACAGACACGGGUUUGGAUCCCUGACUUACGACCACUGGCUUGGACUGGAGAAGAUGCGCAUGCUGACUAAGGACACAACCAAAGUGUGGACUUUGAGGGUGGACCUGUGGGAUCAUGGAGGUGGCCACGCGUUUGCCGAGUACAGAGACUUUAGAAUCGGAGACGAGGGAACAGCUUAUCGACUGCAUGUUGGGACGUACAGUGGAGAUGCAGGUGACGCCAUCCGCGUUGCCUACCCGGGCAUUGACCAAAACGGCACUGGCUUCAGUGCCUUCGACCGCGACAACUGCUCCCCAUGCAUUCAGGGAGACAUUGCUUUCGACAGCUGUACCGACAACCACGGCAGUGGCUGGUGGUACAGCAGCUGCGGAUCUUGA
Poecilia latipinna (sailfin molly) is the source of this 678-nucleotide messenger RNA. Its product is annotated as fibrinogen-like protein 1. The transcript has 8 exons. The record is from RefSeq and is a predicted model, not a curated record. The coding region runs from base 34 to 678 and encodes 214 amino acids. NCBI's taxonomy places the organism in Eukaryota, Metazoa, Chordata, Actinopteri, Cyprinodontiformes, Poeciliidae. Gene Ontology annotation, biological process: blood coagulation.